Molecule: messenger RNA, 1620 nt
Organism: Echinostoma caproni
Lineage: Eukaryota; Metazoa; Platyhelminthes; Trematoda; Plagiorchiida; Echinostomatidae
Source: the annotation of a GenBank genome assembly
UUCUGGAACCGCAUUGUAACCGAUAAUCUGCAUAGAUUCUUCAUACUAGGUUUGAGAGAAUCAGCUACCAGAUAUCUGACUAACAAGACACUAACAGUGUAUACUAAGCUCUUCAGAUGUUUUUAUUUUUUGCUAUUCUUUUGUUUACAUCAACAAAUCUUAGUAAAGUGGUGUAAGUCCUCUAAAAUUAUUAUUUGUUUUUUGUUAGACAUAUGCAAUGUGUAUGGGAAGAUGCGAUCUAUUGUGAAAAAUUGCUACGCAACCUAUGACAUAUUCACACAAGACGAACAAUCCUACGGAGUCGGUUGGGUUCCGUUUGAAGGGACGAACAAAAAGAAUAAUUCCAGUCCCGAAUUUGCGUACACCAAUCAGCAUGAUUUGGACGGAAUUCCCUUUAAGGGUGAGGUGACGUGGUAUUCCGGUGGUGGUUAUGUUUUCAUGUUACGUGGCACGGAAGCUUCCAUGCUGGACCGAUUCAACUAUCUGGAUGAGAAUCAUUGGAUUGACUUCAGCACCAGAGCUAUUAUUGUUCAAUUUACGACGUUCAAUCCGAACAUCAACCUGUUCGCCAUCAUUACAGCGCUGAUUGAGAAACCGGGGGUCGGAUCACUGAUCACCUCUUAUCGGAUUGAAACGGCUAAUCUUUUCGGUUCAGCCGCUACCGAGGCUGGAAAGUUGGAAAUGGAUAAAUUUUUCGGAUCGCCUGCAUGUAUUUCCCCUUUCAUUCGGCAGAUCGCGUUUGUGUUGGUCUUGGUCGGAUAUGUGAUCAAGGAACUUCGAAAUAUUUAUCGCCAGCGUUGCACUUAUUUCAAGAUGUUUUGGAGCUAUAUGGAAUGGUUCAUUCUAAUUGGGUCUUUUGCCUCGAUCGCCGCAUACGUGUACAUGAUUGUGGCCACAAAGGAUGCGAUUGACGAAUUCUCACGCACUCACGGGAACGUGUUCAUGAAUUUCCAAUUCCUGGCCUACUGGAAUGAGGCGCUGACCUAUUUAACUGCCCUGGUCUGUUUCGCCUCAACUCUCAAACUGGUUCGUCUGUUUCGGUUCAAUCAGCGCAUCGGACUUUUGGGAUCGGUGUUGAGUUACGCUUCAAAAGACAUGAAAUACUUCAUGAUUGUAUUUCUGGUCAUGUUUUCCGCAUUUGUCCUUGUGUUCUAUCUGUUGUACACUGACACCCUGGAAGGAUUUCGCAGUAUUCUUGGAUCGACCGAGACCUGUAUGCAAAUAAUUUUGGGCAAAUUUGAUUUCACUAGCAUGUACGAGCGUGAGAUGGUACUCGGUCCGAUGCUGUUUGCCUUGUUCAACCUGUGCGUGAUUUUCGUCAUGGUCAGUAUGUUUGUGGCGAUUCUGGAUGAUAGUUUUCAUCGAGUCCUGGAAGAUUUGAAGCUGCAAUCGGACGAGCACGAGAUCACUCAGUUUAUAUUCUCUCAGUUGAUCCAGUGGACUGGACUCAGUCGAACAAAUUGGGGCAAGCGUUUGGUUGCCGAUGCACAGGGAGUCAUUGAACCGACAUACAUGGAAGACUCCGAACGUGAGCUGAAUAUGAAGUUGAAUGAACUCACCCAGAUGAUGGACGAAUUCCUAUCCUAUGUGCAGAUUAAUCAGCUCGCGGGAACAAAAUAG